This is a messenger RNA of Paramecium tetraurelia, 1173 nucleotides long. RefSeq lists its product as uncharacterized. The transcript has 4 exons. NCBI's taxonomy places the organism in Eukaryota, Ciliophora, Oligohymenophorea, Peniculida, Parameciidae. The record is from RefSeq and is a predicted model, not a curated record.
AUGAUAAGACAUUUAAUACAAAGUAAUUUCUCAAAACUUUCGAAAGGUCUUAUUUUCGAAAAUAAAAAAGGGAGCAAAUUAAUUUUCACCGAAAAAACACCUGAGAAUGGCAUGAAGAAAAUAGCAAAAAAUAAGGAUUAGAAUUUAAAAAUAGAAUAAAGAUUAAUGCUCUUAUUUGAUUAAUAUAAAACGGAGAGAGUAUUGAAUCAAGCAAAUUAUGAUGAUUUCCUUAAAUUAAAAGAAGAAUUUCUUAAGACUGAUUUAGAAAAAAAAAAUAUUUUUCUCCUUUAAAAUCACCCUAAAUAUUUUUAUUUGCAGUGCCAAAUGAUUAAUGAAUACUUGGAUCGCUUUGAUAAAGAAAUAACAGAAAAGGAGAUUUAUGCACUAUUAAAUGCUAUAUAAAAUGGCUUAUUUUUUGUAGAGGACUAGUUUUUUGUAAAGAUAAAGAAAGUAAUUUUCACACCAGAGGAGGAAUAAUUUAUUUUAGACGUCUAUCAUAAAUUAUGCGGCAGAUUAAUCAUAAAUUUGUCCAAUUUUAAAUAAGUUAGAGCUCUUUGCUAAUUAAUGAAAUAUAUCAAAAGAUAUAGCACUUCUAUAUUAGACUAGAUAAAUUAACAAUUAUUAGCUUCCUUAGAUUAAUAAAUAAGUUUAGAAUAGAAAUUAUAUUACACUUUGUUUUUAGUAAAGGCAGGGAUUAAUUAUUUUCCAUCACUAAUUUAUUAAUUAAGAGACGAGGUUCUAGAAAAUGAGAAAAUUUUAAGAUUACCAAGUGAAUCUUUAUUUGAAUUAUUUGAAAUUUUUGGCAGAUGUAGCAGAGUAACUCUAUGUUCAUCUGCAACCUAUAAAUUAUUUACAACAAUCAUCUAAACAGAUAACUAUUCAUAACUGAUUCUAACAUAAUAAGUUCUCUUGCUUUAUUAUGCAUCGAAAACUUUGACCAUCUAACAUAGUACAUUAAAACCUCUAAUUGAACAAAAAUUAACUGAGUUAGAUUUGCUAAAAGGAAUAAAUCUAAAAAUAUUUCUGUUGACUUUAUAUAAUACUAAUUAUAAAAGUCUAGGUUCCCUAAAAAAUUUAGAAAAACUAAAAAUAAGAUUCUAAGAGAUAGAAUAAACUGCUCGCUUUUCAAAGGAAGAAUUAAAAUAUUUUAAUGAUUUAAUGCAUUGUUUAUGA